GUUGCUCUUCGGCUUCGUUGCUUAGCAGGAGGUGUAGAGAUUGCGCGAGUCGCUUCUUCGGCUCCUUCGUUGCUGUUCGACUUCGCUCCUUCGACGACUUUCCUUACCUGUUGGAUCGGAAGUUACGACAUUUUGAUCGGAAUCAACUAAGGGAGCUCACUGGCUCUGAAGUAAACUUUCUCCCUUACGCGCGCUUCUUCGGCCAGAUUCCGUAAAUCCGCCGAACUUGAGGAUUUAGUAAAUCCGGGAUUUUUACUGCAAAAAGAGGGAAACAGAGGAUUUAUAACGCCGUGAGAUUUACCGGGCGCUCAAAUCCCGUUUGGCAGGAUUUAGCUCAAAUCCUGCAUAAAUCUUGUUGCCAAACAGCCCCUUAGGAAAUCCGAGAUUUUCGUUUUGUGAGAUUUACGGUAAACUCUCCGGCUACCAAACAGCCCAUAUAAGGCAAAUUAAAGAGCUCCGCUUCUUCUCUACCGAUUGAAUUCCUUCGGAAUUGCAAUAUUUUUAUUCAAGUUUGGGAUGGCGAAGAAGAAGGAGAGGGCGGUUAAUGUCUCGGGUAAGCCUAAGCAUUCGCUUGACGUUAAUCGCAGCAAUGGCGCAUCAGACAAAGGAACUAGGUCUGCUGGCACUGUCCGACGGCUUAAGAUGUACAACACCCGCCCCAAGCGAGACCGUAAGGGAAAGAUCCUCAAGCAUGAGUUACAAUCGAAGGAACUGCCAAACACACGCAUCGAGCCUGACCGCCGCUGGUUCGGUAACACUCGAGUUGUAAAUCAGAAGGAACUUGAAUUCUUUCGUGAGGAGCUUCAAAAUAGGUUAUCAAGCAAUUAUAAUGUCAUUUUAAAGGAGAGGAAGCUGCCACUUUCUCUUCUCAAUGAUCAUCAAAAGCAAGCAAAAGCUCAUCUUUUGGAUACAGAGCCUUUUGAGGAUGCUUUUGGACCCAAGAGGAAACGAAAACGUCCAAGGCUUUUAGCAGCUGACUAUGAAUCAUUGAUUAAGAAGGCUGAUGGAUCCCAAGAUGCCUUUGAGAAGAAAACUUCAGCCAUACCAUCUGGAGUAGAGAAUGAAGAGGAUGGUUUCAGAGACUUGGUGAGGCAUUCAAUGUUUGAGAAGGGUCAGAGUAAACGCAUUUGGGGUGAACUCUACAAAGUUGUUGAUUCUUCAGACGUAGUUGUGCAGGUGUUGGAUGCACGGGAUCCACUUGGCACAAGAUGUCGUCAUUUGGAGAAGCACCUGAAGGAGAAUUGCAAACACAAACACAUGGUUUUUUUGCUUAACAAGUGUGAUUUGAUUCCUGCGUGGGCCACAAAAGGAUGGCUGCGGGCAUUGUCCAAGGAGUAUCCUACUUUGGCAUUCCAUGCAAGCAUAAACAAAUCUUUUGGAAAGGGAUCUCUUCUUUCAGUGCUGCGACAGUUUGCUCGGUUGAAGAGUGAUAAGCAGGCCAUUUCUGUUGGUUUUGUUGGCUAUCCUAAUGUUGGGAAGUCAUCCGUUAUCAACACAUUACGUACAAAGAAUGUUUGCAAAGUGGCUCCCAUUCCAGGAGAAACAAAAGUGUGGCAGUACAUUACACUUACUAAGAGGAUUUUUUUGAUCGAUUGUCCUGGAGUUGUAUAUCACAACAAAGACUCUGAAACUGAUAUUGUCCUGAAGGGCGUGGUAUGAAAGCUUUCCUUUCUAGAAUUUUUUUUGUUCAUCCGUUUUCUUUGUCAUGAAUUAUUAUACUAUUGUUUUGAAUAGUACACAACCAUUUCUUUGAUUGAAACUUAUAAAUCAUUAAUAUUGCUUAA
This is a messenger RNA of Dendrobium catenatum, 1784 nucleotides long. Its product is annotated as nuclear/nucleolar GTPase 2-like. Gene Ontology annotation, molecular function: GTP binding. Bases 517 to 1659 code for a protein of 380 amino acids. NCBI's taxonomy places the organism in Eukaryota, Viridiplantae, Streptophyta, Magnoliopsida, Asparagales, Orchidaceae. The transcript is spliced from 8 exons. Gene Ontology annotation, cellular component: nucleolus. The record is from RefSeq and is a predicted model, not a curated record.